GGAGGUAGCAAAAAGGACUUCCUUAGAAGGAUUACCCACGGUUCAGCAGAUGUCUAGGUGCGAGAACGCUGUUUCGGAGUUCUCAAGAGUUCUUUUUUCACUCGCGCACAAGCCUAGUAAGGUGGCAUUUGAGGAUGUUGACCCGAAAAGUGGCUUGAAAAAAAGUGAGGAAGGUGGUGAUGGUGAGCCAACCGAGCUUCAUAAAAAGGUACUUAGUGGUGGAUCAAUAGAUGAUGCCAUCCUGCAGCGUUGGAGCACUGCUAGGAAGGGACGAGCCGAAAUGGAGGAGAUGGGAGUGCUUCGAAGUGUGGAAGAGACCGCAUCGCUCAGGCAGGAAAUUGGACGUCAGAGGUCCGAAGAGUACAUUAAGACAAGGGGGACGACUCCGAGGUGGUGA
This is a messenger RNA of Trypanosoma cruzi, 397 nucleotides long. RefSeq names its product ribosomal P protein AGP2beta-1, putative. Lineage: Eukaryota; Euglenozoa; Kinetoplastea; Trypanosomatida; Trypanosomatidae. The record is from RefSeq and is a predicted model, not a curated record. The transcript has a single exon. The annotation marks the transcript as partial.